AUGUGCCGCGCAAACACACUCACAAGAUACAGACAGCUCCGCAGUGAGCAGAUCACUAUCCGAGUCGCCACCGGUGACGACAGCAAAGACUACCGGCUUCCAAAGGCGCUCCUGUGCAGCCGCUCGACUUGGUUCAACAAUGCUCUCAAGGAUGGUCGUUUUCAGGAGGCGCGUACCGGUAUCAUCAACUUACCCGACGACUCCAUCAGAGCCUUCGACCACUUCGUCAGGUUCCUGUACGUGGAAAACUUGGUGUUCGACGACAAAGGUGACAUAGCAGGUCGUGCGUAUCAGUUGUGGGAGUGCUGCCAAGUUUGGGCGCUCGCCGAUAAGUACAUACUUCCGGACCUCCAGAGCUGUGCCAUGUCAAAAGCAGCCCUUCUCUUCUUGGAAGCAGAACCACCCACACCUUUCGCGCUCGCACAGUGUUGGGACUCGGUUCCCGACCACUCUCCGUUUAGAUUGCUAAUGGCGGACUUCGUCGUUGAUUCUAUCCGCCGGGACUCGAACACAUGCGAGAGAUUUGAGGAAGUUUGUGGGCGCUCAGGCUUCCUCAAGGAGCUUCACAACUCGCAGGCUCUGGCGCACUGUCACCCAGAGAAGUUCCCGCGCUUCAAGAAGCCACAGGUACACUCCAAGAUCUUGUUCCCGGAGCCCAAGGAAGAAGAAAGAAGUGAGCAAUGUGUGACCGGUGGGAGCAGAUGGUGGGAGGCGAGGUGGGAAGCGAAUUGCCACGAGUGCGGGUACUUCGCGAAAGUUCAGGCAAUCUGCUCCGGCUGUAUGGUCGCCCCAAGGGCAUGCAAGUGUAGCCUUGAUGCAGGAGAUUUGCUCCUGUGUGACGACUGCAACCGCAGAUAA
Fulvia fulva is the source of this 858-nucleotide messenger RNA. RefSeq lists its product as uncharacterized. Bases 1 to 858 code for a protein of 285 amino acids. The transcript is spliced from 2 exons. NCBI's taxonomy places the organism in Eukaryota, Fungi, Ascomycota, Dothideomycetes, Mycosphaerellales, Mycosphaerellaceae. Gene Ontology annotation, molecular function: protein binding. The record is from RefSeq and is a predicted model, not a curated record.